CCGGGGGCGGGUCCCGGGCCGUGGCGGGAAAAGCGGCAGCCGUGGCGCCACUUCCGAGACGCUGAGAGGGUUGAGGGGUUCCCUGCCGGCGUGUGGUGUCGCCAUGGACGCGACCGAGGUGGAGUUCCUGGCGGAGAAGGAGCUGGUUACCAUCGUCCCUAACUUCAGCCUGGAUAAGAUCUACCUCAUCGGGGGCGACCUGGGCCCGUUCGACCCCGGCCUCCCCGUGGAAGUGCCGCUGUGGCUGGCCGUCAGCCUGAAGCAGAGGCAGAAGUGUCGCCUGCUGCCGCCGCCCUGGAUGGACGUCGAAAAGUUGGAGAAGAUAAGGGAUCAUGAACGAAAGGAAGAAACUUUUACCCCAGUGCCCAGCCCUUACUACAUGGAACUCAGCAAACUCCUGCUAAAUCAUGCUUCAGACAACAUUCCCAAAGCAGAUUCGAUCCGGACCCUGAUCAAAGAUCUGUGGGACACGCGCAUGGCCAAGCUCCGUGUGUCUGCUGACAGCUUUGUGCGACAGCAGGAGGCACACGCCAAGCUGGAUAACUUGACCUUGAUGGAGAUCAACACCAGCGGGGCCUUCCUCACAGAGGCGCUCCAUCACAUGUACAAGCUGCGCACCAGCCUCCAGCCUUCUGAGAGUGCCGCGUCGCAGGACUUCUAGAGCAAGGCCUGUGGUUUCAGUGCGCAGGAGGGGGCCUGGCACCUGCCGCCUGGAGGCCGGCUGGGUGAUGUGAGUGCCUGCUCAGGAUGUGACAGGUACUUACGGUUCUAGAGUUUUAGACAAAAUUUUUGAAUGAAAAACAUGUAAUGCUUCUAGGAAUGAAUUUAAAACACAAGUGUGAAAAAAACAAGUUUGUGAUUAAUCUGCAGAACUCUGUUCCCUUGGACCGUCCAUUCCCCAUCCAAUUCUAGGAGCCAGCUUUUCUUCUGUGGGGUAAAGGAAGAAGCUUUAGGCAAGAAAGUUCUUCCUAGCAGAGCUGUGGGUCUCCUGUGUGAACUGGUGGAUACACAGGCAUAGUGAUGUGGCGGGGGCUUCUCCCUUUCUCCAUCCUGGUUUCGUGGCUACAGUUAGUGUCUUACAGACGUGGCUCACACAGGACGACAGCUGAUCAGUGGCUGGUGAUGCUGACCUCUGUUUAUCAUCCAUCCCAAUCCACAAUAAAAAUGUGAUCAGCUUGAUUCUGUCCGGUA
This is a messenger RNA of Heterocephalus glaber (naked mole-rat), 1191 nucleotides long. RefSeq names its product GINS complex subunit 2 (gene Gins2). Gene Ontology annotation, cellular component: nucleus; GINS complex. The record is from RefSeq and is a predicted model, not a curated record. Gene Ontology annotation, biological process: double-strand break repair via break-induced replication; DNA replication. Lineage: Eukaryota; Metazoa; Chordata; Mammalia; Rodentia; Bathyergidae.